Molecule: messenger RNA, 1823 nt
Organism: Melopsittacus undulatus (budgerigar)
Lineage: Eukaryota; Metazoa; Chordata; Aves; Psittaciformes; Psittaculidae
Gene: GCDH
Product: glutaryl-CoA dehydrogenase
Exons: 11
Coding region: 48-1328 (426 amino acids)
Biological process (GO): fatty-acyl-CoA biosynthetic process; fatty acid beta-oxidation using acyl-CoA dehydrogenase
Cellular component (GO): mitochondrial inner membrane
Molecular function (GO): glutaryl-CoA dehydrogenase activity; flavin adenine dinucleotide binding; fatty-acyl-CoA binding
Source: RefSeq, a predicted model, not a curated record
ACGGCGCCGCCGUGCCCCGUUCAACGCCGCUGAGCGCCCACCCCCCCAUGGCUCUUCGUGUCGCUGCCCCAUUGCUGCGCCGGGCCCGGUGUGGGGUGCGCUGGGGGGGCACGGCCCCCGCUUCCACCUCCGAGGGCACCUUUGAUUGGCGUGAUCCGCUGGGGCUGGAGGAGCUGCUGAGCCCCGAGGAGCGGCUGCUGCGGGAUGCCAUGCGCAAGUACAGCCAGGAGCGGCUGAUGCCCAGGGUGCUGCAGGCCAACCGCAACGAGGUGUUUGACCGGGAGAUCGUGUCUGAACUGGGGGAACUGGGGGUACUGGGAUGCACCAUUAAAGGGUUCGGCUGUGCCGGUGCCUCCUCGGUGGGUUAUGGGCUGGCAGCGCGGGAGCUGGAGCGCGUGGACAGCAGCUACCGCUCUGUGUUCAGUGUCCAGAGCUCCCUCGUCAUGGGCCCCAUCCAUGCCUAUGGCAGCGACCAGCAGCGCCAGAGCCUCCUGCCCCGCCUGGCUCGGGGGGAGCUCCUGGGCUGCUUUGGGCUGACGGAGCCCAACCACGGCAGUGACCCCGGGCGGAUGGAGACGAGGGCGCGCUACAACCCCAGCGCCCGCACCUACACCCUGCACGGAGCCAAGACCUGGAUCACGAACUCGCCGGUGGCCGACCUGUGCCUGGUGUGGGCCGUGUGCGAGCAGGAUGGGUGCGUGCGGGGCUUCCUGGUGGAGCGGGGCCGGGCCGGGCUCAGCACCCCCCGCAUCCAGGGCAAGUUCUCGCUGCGCGCCUCGGCCACCGGGAUGAUCCUCAUGGAUAACGUGGAGGUGCCGGAGGAGAACGUGCUGCCCGGAGCCCGGGGCCUGGCGGGUCCCUUCAGCUGCCUGACCCAUGCACGCUAUGGCAUUGCCUGGGGGGCUCUGGGUGCUGCUGAGGCCUGUUUGGAGACGGCUCGUCAAUAUGUCCUGGACAGGCACCAGUUUGGGGGCCCACUGGCACGGAACCAGUUGGUGCAGAAGAAGCUGGCGGACAUGGUGACCGAGAUCGCACUGGGGUUCCAAGCCUGCCUUCGCCUGGGGCGCCUCAAGGACGAGGGCCGGGCAGCCCCAGAGAUGGUGUCGAUGCUGAAGAGGAACUCAUGCGGGAAGGCGCUGAGCAUCGCACGGGAGGCACGGGACAUGCUGGGGGGCAAUGGGAUCUGCGACGAGUUCCACGUCAUCCGUCACGUCCUCAACCUGGAGGCUGUCAACACCUACGAAGGUACCCACGACAUCCACGCGCUGAUCCUGGGCCGGGCCAUCACCGGCAUCCAGGCGUUCGCCCCCCCGGCACCGCAGAGCUGAUGGGGCCACAGCGGGGCCAGGAUGGUACCAGGGGGAUCAUGGUGUCACCAAGAGGGACCACGGUGCCACCAGUAGUGGAGGACAUGAAGGGAUGGUGCUGGGAACUGGACCUGGUGGCACUGGCACAAUCUGACAGCAACCAGACCCAGUGUCACCAGCACAACCUGACAGCAAUUGGACCCAGUGGCACCAGCACAACUUGACAGCAACCAGACCCGGUGGCACCAACCGGAGCUGAUGGCACCAGCACAACCUGACAGCAACCAGACCCGGUGGCAUCAACCGGACCCAGUGGCACCAGCACAACCUGACAGGAACCAGACCUCUUGUCACCAACUGGACCUGGUGUCACUGACACAACCUAAGAGCAAUGGGGCCCAGUGUCACCAACUGGACCCGGUGUUACCAAUCGGACCCGGUGUCACCAACCACCAAUGGGUGCUGUGGCCGCCCUCGCGGCUCCUCCUGGCCAAUAAAAGCCACCUCUGCUGAUUA